Molecule: messenger RNA, 1495 nt
Organism: Sycon ciliatum
Lineage: Eukaryota; Metazoa; Porifera; Calcarea; Leucosolenida; Sycettidae
Product: putative threonine dehydratase
Exons: 3
Coding region: 121-1359 (412 amino acids)
Biological process (GO): L-threonine catabolic process; L-serine catabolic process
Molecular function (GO): threonine deaminase activity; L-serine ammonia-lyase activity
Source: RefSeq, a predicted model, not a curated record
GUGAAAGUUCACCCCCCAUUUCUAUCCCGGGCCUUGUUAUCUGGUUAUUGUGGGGCAACGACGUGCUGUUGUCCUGUUGAUUUUCUCCAUUCUUGUUUUUGUGCGGCCAUCGAUCUAAUCAUGGCUGAUGAACAAUCGGAUAUUGCCGAGGCUGGUUCGACUCAAAGUACAGCUGCUCAUUCCACGAAUAGUGCAGACAGUGGAGUGGGAAAUGAAAGUAGCCACCAACGAGAAAAUGGAGGUGUUUCAGCAGCAGCAACAGCGGCAUCAAGCCCGGAGCAAGCUGCUCCUUCCUUUAUCCCCACUAUUGAAGAUGCGUACGCCGCCAGGGAACACUUCUCAGAGUAUGGCGUGAUGAGGACGCCUUUGAUCCGCCUGAAUGUCGAUAUGGUUCGUGUAGCACAGGAUGGGAUGUGCGGUGGCAUGAUGGAGGUCUACUUGAAACUGGAAAACCUGCAACCUAUUGGAUCCUUCGAGCUGCGAGGUGCUUCAUAUGCACUGGCAACAGCUGAAAAGGAAAAGCUGCAACGCGGUAUUGUGACAGCGAGUACUGGCAAUUUCGCCCAGGGACUAGCAGCCUGUGCUAAACGCAAGGGUUACCCUAUAUCUGUAGUGGUACCUGACUAUGCUCCUAUCAUCAAGCAUUCAGCUCUGGAACGGCUGGGAGCUUCUGUACGCCGUGUCCCAUUUGAGCAAUGGUGGGAGGUUCUCGUUCACCAGAAAUUCCCAGGGUUGGAGGACCAGCACUUCAUCCGCCCAUCCGGCAAGCGCGAGAUUCUUGCAGGCAAUGCCACACUAGCUUUGGAGAUUCUAGAAGACUUGCCCGAUGUGGAUGCGAUUGUGGUGCCAUACAGUAGCGGUGGCCUGUGCCUCAGUGUUGGUAGUGUACUCCAGGCACGCAAGCCCGACACACGCCUGAUUGCAUGUGAAGUCAACACCAGUACACCAUUGAACAACGCUCUCCUGGCUGGACGGCCUUUCUACUGCCAACACUCACCAUCAUUCGUCGACGGACUUGGGUUCAACACCGUGCUACCUGAAGUAUGGCCGCAUGUUCAGAGAAUGAUCACCACUACAGCCAGGGUCAGUUUGAAUGACACUGCACGUGCUAUCCGACUGAUGGUCGAGAGGAACCAUGUGGUUGCUGAAGGCGCUGGAGCUGCUCCAGUCGCCGCUGCCUUGACUGGCCAAGCCGGACCAGGAAAGGUGGUAUGUGUGGUGUCUGGCGGUAACAUUGAUGCGACGGUGCUAGCUGACGUCCUGCAAGGCAUCGUCCCUAUGCCUUCAGGAAGGCCCGAUGCUAGACAUGGAGGUGGCCUGGGAGGAAACAAUGGACGCCAAACUGAAACAAGCCUGUAGAGUCCAGUAUGAUGUCACUCUCAAUGACAGCAAUAGCCACAUGAGCCGGGGACUUCCUUGUUCGUCUCAAUUUAUCUGCACUCAUUACAGCUGCACAGAUAAGUUGCUACCAUCACCCCCCCCCCCCCUCCCCCCC